GCGGUGUCACUCAAAAUCAGUGGUCGGGUUGCUAUGAAGCUUCAGAGUGUGCAGGAGGAGGGAUUGAUUUUGAUUUUACUGGGCUACGUUAUUUAGCUUUCCACAAAACUCUGCCACCCGAAAGUCCGAGUGGGUUUCAGAUUAAACGCCGCGGAAAGAGACAGAGGUGAAGAGUCGACUCGAGAAAAUGGCCACCAAGAAAACCCCCCGAGGGCAAAGCAAGAAAGAUGCCAAGCCACAGAUGAAUAAAAAUGGGAAAAAGGGCGGCGCUGCAGGCGGGGCAUCGUUUUUUACCUGGUUCAUGGUCGUGGCUCUUCUGGGCGUCUGGACCUCUGUCGCUGUUGUUUAUUUUGAUCUGGUGGAUUAUCAGGGAGUCAUUGGUAAACUCUCGUCCUAUGAUGCUGACGGAGAUGGAGAUUUUGAUGUGGAAGAUGCCAAGGUCCUGCUGGGACUGAAGGAGAAGCCAGAUGUUCCAGCCUCCAGACCGACCACUCCCGCUGAAGCCCCAGAGCCUGUCGUAGAGGAACAGAUCCACACUGCUAAAGUUGAAGAAACAGCUCAGCUUCCUCCAGAGCCUGAGGCCGUGGAGGAGGAGGAGCCUGAGGCCAUGGAGGAGGAGCCUGAGGCCAUGGAGGAGGAGGAGCCUGAGGCCAUGGAGGAGGAGGAGCCCGAGGCCAUAGAGGAGGAGGAGCCUGAGGCUGUGGAGGAGGAGCCCGAGGUCGUGGAGGAGGAGCCCGAGGUCGUGGAGGAGGACGAGGAGGAGCCCGAGGCAGAGGAGGAGGAGGAGCCCGAGGCAGUGGAGGAGGAAGUAAAAAUGAUGGAAGAACAAGAAGAGGCUCCUGAAGAAGAGCCUGAAGUGGUGGAGGAGGAGCCAGAAAUAGCAGAGGAAGUGUCAGUGGAAGAGGAGGCAAUAGAAGAAGCUAUGCUUGUUAAAGAGGCCAUCAGAGAGGCAGUUGAGGAACACACCCCUGCUGAGGAAGUUGUUGAAGAACCACUUGAGGAACCUGCCCCUGUUAAGGACAUUGUUGAAGAGGCAGUUGAGGAACCCACCUCUGCUGAGGAAGCUGUUGAAGAGCCAGUUGAGGAACCUGACCCAAAUGAGGAAGCUCCUGAAAAGCCAGUUGAGGAACUUGCCCCUGCUGAGAAAGCUGUUGCUAUAGAGGAAGCAGCUUUUGAUGAAACUGUGGAAGAAGUAGCACCAGUUGAGGAGGUAGUUGAAGAAGCUGCCCCUGUUGGAGAGGCUGUAGAAGAGUCACUUUCUGUUAUAGAGACAGAAGAGGCAGCACCAGUUGAAGAAGUAGCUGAGGAAACCGUUCCUGUUGAAGAAGUAGCUGCUGUAGAAGAGGCCGUUAAGGAAGCUGCAGCUGCAGUUGAGAAAGUAGUGGAAGAAGCAGCAGCAGUUAAAGAAACAGUUGAAGAAUCUGCCCAUUUUGGAGAGGCUACAGAAGAGACGGCUCCUGCAGAGGAAGUGAUGGAGGAGGUCUUAACAGAAGAGCUUGAGGUUGCAGAAGAUUAUCAGGAAGACGACACACAAGAAACAGAAGAAACAGAGGAGGUAACGGAAGAUGAACAGCCAGAAGAAUUUACAGAGGAUGUAGAAGAACAGAAUGAGGACGAGGCGACGGAAACGUAAGGUUUGGCACCCUGUAUGGCGGCGGUGUGAGGAUCCUCCCACUACGACUGAGCAGCUGCAGUGGAUUAAUAGAACACCAGCAUCCUGAUCAAAUCCUUUAGGCUUUUUAUUUCAUUUUAUUAGAUGUUCAGAUGUUUGGAUGUUAACACACCUGGUUUUCUUGUGUACAUGUUUGAGUUGAAUUGAUUUUUUGAUUUUUUCCCGUUAUUCCUCUUCCUGUUCCUUUUCCCUCAUGAACAUUCAGCUCUGUCAUUCCCCUUCUGAGCUUCUCCUUCCAUUUCUGUUAGACGAUAAAGUGACAUUGUUGAGUUUGUUGAGAAUCAAAUGACUUCCUGUGUAUUGAAGCUGCUUUGUGAGUGUGAGAUCUUCACAUUGUGUGUUAAUGUGAAGUAUGACACAAAGUUGCACUGAUGUUUAUAAUGGCUUUCACUCUUCACUUCACGAAGCUGUGCGUGUGUAGCCUUUGAGCCACGAAUCUCUUUGUGACAUUUCAUUUUAAUUGUCAGCUCAUUUUUCACUCAUCACUUUAAUUGUACACAGAGAGGCUUCUUAGGUUUCCAGGAGGAUUCAGUAAUUCAUCAGCUUUGUGUGACAGUUACAGGUGACGCCUCACAUCGUAUCGAGUAUCUCUUUAUCUCUUGUUCAUGAUUAUUAUUAUUUUAUUUCACCUCAGUUCCAUUUCAGCGACACUGAUAACCUGAAAGUGUGUUAGCAGUGCCAAUACUUAUGACAUCACCAUAAGCACAUAGGUUCUUACUAAUCAUGGUUUAUAAUAAUUAUAGAAAAACAGUUGUGUUCCACUUUCACCAGCAUCUUUAACGUUUUUAAUUUCAGUGAAGUUCGUUCAGGAUUCUGUUUCAUCAGACAUCAGAAACGACUUUUCUUUCUUUUUCUUUUUUUUAAGCUCAGAUACACGGGUGUGAUGGUGAUUAGUUAAAGUGUUCACACUAAUUGUUCAGCACAUGUUCGCUUUAAGUGCACUAGCGGAACAGAGAGACAACUCCUCGUUAAUCUCAUUACCGUCUCUCACCACGGCGUUUUAUUCCUGAAGUGUUUCAUCCUGAUGAGUGUUUCACUCGUUACACUUCUGUUGCUGCAACACUGAUUUCACAAACACUAAAAAUUUGCAAUUUAGAUUUUAAACAUUUAAUUUUUCCGAGAACACUUGAGGGCCCCUCCCCACCCACACACACACACACACACACAACCCAUAUGGAGUAAAUGUGAAUUUGUAAAGUGGUAUUAACUCUAGGUAAUUAACAAUAGUGUUGUGGGCUUCUUUUUUUUUUUUUUUAAAGAUUUUAAAGUAUUUCUGUGGAGAUGUAUUUUAGUGGGAGACGUUUCUAAGCCAUAAGUGGGACAUGAGAUUUGGAGGAGAAAGAACCACAAACCAGCAAUAAAUCCAUCUGCAGGUGAUUUAAUGCAGUUCUCAUUGAAACAGGAUUUUAUUUUUGAUUUGGUUUACAUGAUAUCCUGCUGUAGGGGUCUAACACACUUUAACUUAUUGCAGUUUUAGAGACUUUCGGGUCACAAUUCUGUAUUAAAGUGUCAGUUUUCUGUUUGAGAGCUGCAAUAAAGUUUUGGGACAAAAACGUUUAA
Molecule: messenger RNA, 3232 nt
Organism: Neoarius graeffei (lesser salmon catfish)
Lineage: Eukaryota; Metazoa; Chordata; Actinopteri; Siluriformes; Ariidae
Gene: asph
Product: aspartate beta-hydroxylase
Exons: 10
Coding region: 188-1633 (481 amino acids)
Biological process (GO): peptidyl-aspartic acid hydroxylation
Cellular component (GO): endoplasmic reticulum; membrane
Molecular function (GO): peptidyl-aspartic acid 3-dioxygenase activity
Source: RefSeq, a predicted model, not a curated record